GUUUAACGCUUCAGUAUAUAACCUUUAUUAAACGUAAUAGGUUUUUCCAUUUACUUGUAAACGUGACAUCGCAUUACAUAGUAAAUGCCGUGAUGUUUGGAAUUUAAAAUUUAUAGUGCAGUCUCGCAGUAAAUAUCACAUUAGUGGUUUAAAUAUUCUAUUUCAAAAUGGGUUGUCGUAAUUUUAUGCCUUUUUUAAUUGUGCUGUGGACAUUUUUUGCAUCUUGUUGCAACACACAACUUCCGGCUGAGCCAACAAUUAACCUUCAUACAGGUUUAACAGAAAGAAUAGGAAAUUUCUCGAUAGAGUUAUUAUAUUAUGCCACAAAAGAACAAGUCGAGGGAAGUAAUUUAAUUAUUUCCCCAAUAACUGUGUGGACCUCCUUAGCAGUGGUUAGCGAAGGUGCCCACGGAAAUACGAAAAAAGAGUUACGUCAAGCCCUUCGAAUAUCCUCAAAGAAAGCCAAUCAAAUUAAGGAAGAUUACCAGAAAAUUAUAAAAUAUCUCACAGUCCACACUGACACUAUUGUUCUAAAUAAAUUCAAUGGUCUAUUUAUGAAUUCUAAAAAUAUGCCAUUGCAGAGUUUCCAAAACUCAGCAAAAGAAUACGACACGCGUUUAAUUGAAGCUGACUUUUCGAAAUCAGUGGAAACAGCAGAUCGGAUAAAUACUGCCAUCGCAAACCUCACAGACAACAGGAUAUCGAAAUUAGUGGAACCCGCAGACAUAGAAAAUAGUAAUUUAAUAUUGACAAGUGCUAUAUAUUUUAAAGGUCAAUGGAGAACGCCGUUUAAUCCCAAAAACACAAGGAGGGAAAAGUUUUGCGACAGUAACGGCGUUGAAGUGGGACAAGUUAAUAUGAUGUACAUUCGUGAUACAUUCCCCUUUGCCAAAAUUGACGAUCUCCAGGCUAGAGUCAUCGAGUUACCGUACGGCAAAUAUAAUCGUACAUCCAUGCUCAUAAUGCUACCAGAAAAAGGCGUAUCUUUAGAUAAAAUGUAUUCAAAUUUCCAAAAACUAACAUUAGACGACGUAUUUGAAGUGUUAAAGAAGAAUCAGGAGGAAUUCGGCGAUGACGAAAUAGAUUGUUACAUACCGAGAUUCAAAAUCGAGACGAGCUUGGAUUUAAAAUCGUCUCUAGAAUACAUGGAUAUCAUCGAUGUUUUCAGUGAGAGUAAAGCCGAUCUGAGUGACGUUUCAAUUAUACAUACAUACAUAUCCAAAGUUAUACACAAAGCUGAAAUUGAAGUCACCGAAGAAGGCACAACAGCAUCUGGUGUAACGAGAUCAGAUUUCGGCAACAGGAUUGGUGCUAUCCGCUUUGAGGCUAACCGACCAUUUUGUUAUAUGAUCAUAGAGAAAAUUACAAACACAAUAGCAUUUGGCGGUUUCUACCAAACACCUACUUUAUAUUAAAUUACUCAUAUGUGAUAUUAAAUAACUUAUUAUAUAAAAAUAUAUUCAUUGUUCCAAACAAAGUAACAUUUUAUACACGGCAAUACAAUUAAUGAGAUCUGAUUUAUCCUUUUUAAUACAUAUACGCUUUUUGAUUAUUUUAAAAUUGUAAAUCUUUAUUGUUGAUUCUAAUUUCCUUGACAAUGGCUGUACGAGGCGUUGUUUGUCACAACGCUCGACCCAUUUUCCUGUUUGUAUUGUUAGCAUAGAUUUAAGCUUUACUUUAUAUUGAGAGUAUAACAAUUCUUACUGUUUAAUCUCCAAUGAAUAAUAAUAAAUUGAAAAAAAAUAUUUUAUGAAACCUUUAUUUUUUUUUUUAUUUAAUCCAAUUUUAAUUAAACUGACGAUUUUCAAUUUAUUUUUUUUCAAAACGAUUUUGAAUUGUCUUGUUAUUUAUAUUAACAAGUAUUCGUAAUUUUAUAUUUUAAUUUAAAAAACAAUACAAUCAACUUUGAUAGUUGAUAGAACAAAAAGGAGGUUUCAUGAAGGAAUUUAUUGUUUUAAUAUUUUCUAUGUACACCAAAUGGUUUGUUUAAACUAUGGACAUUUAAUUGUGCUUAUUUUAAUGUAAACGUGAAUUUCUUCAAUUAUAUUUUGUACCGUUAAAACCAUGUAGAACAAAUACUUGAAUUAAAAUAAUAAGACAUUAAAUUUGCAGGUUCAAAUCUGCUCAUAUGUAUGAUUUUCUUUAUCAUCUAAUUUUAAUUUUAUUUACCAUAGUAAAAGUAUGAUAAAGCAGGCAAUAAACGCUUAUUCUUAAAUAAAUAUUAUGUUUCAACCAUAAUCGAAAUUAAAUCAUAACAUCAAUGGUAUUGUAAAAGAAAAUAUUACCUAUUAUUUGACUAAUAUAUAUACACUGACAUAUAAGUUAUUUAGAAUCGAAGUUAGUGUUAGUGUUAUGUUUAAAUCACUCAAACGUAAAAGGUUUUUUUCCGAAGCGGGUAUUUCCAAACUUCAUUGAUAAAUCGUAUAUCAUUAAAAUCAUUGUCAACAGGAAAAUAAACAUUCAUCAAAUAAACGAUAAGAGGAAUACUUCGAAAUUUUAUGACAGUUGGAAAUAAAUUUAAAUCACUAAAAUUACAUUUAACAUAGACGCGGGUAAAUGAAAGUAAGAAAUAUUUUUAAUACUUUAGAUUUUUUGACAUAUUUAAUAUGAUUGUUGUUACUUUUUUUUAUGAUUUGGCUUCAUUCGCACUGGAGUCAUGGAAUAUGUUGCCAAUGUCAACGUUUUUAUUUGUUGGACUUAUUAUAAUCUAAAGUCCUGUAAGGAGAAAACGCGAAGGAGUUUGUCUAUUGGAAUAAAGACGUUCAUUUAA
This is a messenger RNA of Danaus plexippus (monarch butterfly), 2770 nucleotides long. RefSeq names its product serine protease inhibitor 77Ba-like (gene serpin-4). The coding region runs from base 168 to 1415 and encodes 415 amino acids. Lineage: Eukaryota; Metazoa; Arthropoda; Insecta; Lepidoptera; Nymphalidae. The transcript has a single exon. Gene Ontology annotation, molecular function: serine-type endopeptidase inhibitor activity. The record is from RefSeq and is a predicted model, not a curated record.